AUGGUGCAUACGGAGACGAUUGAAGGCGUUCCCCAGGAUAAUGGUGGCUCCUAUAACGAGGUUCAGGACUAUGAGUCACGGUCAAUCGACUUGCGCACAAUCCUGGGUCUAUUGGCCCUCGGCGUCACCUAUGAAGCGUGCGUGUUUUCGCUUACUUUGCCUGCGGCCAUCCUCCUCACCAUCAACGAAGGGGUCGGGCCGUCCAACAACAUUGCAUGGGCAGUAACCUCAUGGGCACUUGCGAGUGCGGUCGUCAUGACUAUCGCCGGUAGAUGUGGCGACAUCUUUGGACGCAAAAACUUCUUCCUUGUAGGGAAUCUGUUGGGUGCCGUAGGAUGCGCAAUUGCUUCCAGGGCGACAACCGCAUCAUUGAUCAUACUCGGAGGCGCAUUUUUAGGCCUUUCGGCAGGGCUUCAACAACUCGCAUUUGCAGCGGCAAGUGAGAUCGUACCAAAGAAGAACCGUGGGCAGUCUUUUGCUUUCAUGAGUCUUGUAUCGAUACCCGGUUCGUCCUUUGGAGGCCCAAUAGCGAACCAACUGGUCGCCCAAGGGUCGUGGAAGUGGGCCUACUACGUAUGCCUGAUUGUCAACGUCGUGGCUUUCAUUCUCAUAUUGGUCUUCUACUGGCCCCCUGAUUUUCUCGGAUUGCAUCCAGACGGCAAGACGCGACGCCAACAAUUCUUCGAGCUAGAUUUCGUCGGACUACUCCUCUUUGGUGGCGGCUUGACCGUGUUUCUCGUCGGCAUCGGGUUUGGAGGUAAUCCAUAUCCUUGGACGAGUGCCGUUGUCCUCGCUCCGACAAUCAUCGGUGGUCUAUUCGUCUUCGUGGCCUUUCCUCUUUGGGAGGUGUACGGUCCUAACAAUAUUGCAAAACUCUGUCCACCUCGAAUAUGGCAAGAUAUAAGAGCAGUCGUCGUCCCACUAGUAGUUUCAUUUACAGGUGGCAUGGCCUUAAUCACGCAACUGCUUAAAGCCGGUGUUAUCCUAGGAGUAAAUGCAACGAGCAACGAGCACACUCCCGCUCGCGCGAUUGUGCUCGUUGGUCUCGCAUCUUUAAUGAUUGGCGCCACCAACUGCAUGAGUAUCCUCAUUGUGCAACUCGGGGCGCGCGACGAGGACAUUGGACUCGCCACUGGCCUGGUCAACUCCGUGCGAGCCACGGGGGGCGCUAUCGGCGUAGCCAUCUACUCAAGCUUGCUUACGAACCGGGUGAGCAGUACAUGGGCCAAAGACAUCGGCAGAGCACUAACCCAGGCUGGCUUACCUGCUGCUUCCCUAACACCAUUUCUCAGUCUUGCAAUCAUUGCUGCGCUGUUUGUUGCGGACGUGGACAAGAGACUCACAAAGCAGGUCAACAUUCAGCUUGCCCGACCGCAUCUCGGAGGCAGCGGAAAUAGUAAAGCGAAGGUAUUACACGAGCCGGAGGAUCAGUGCAACAGGCAUUAG
Messenger RNA from Exophiala bonariae, 1446 nucleotides. RefSeq lists its product as uncharacterized. NCBI's taxonomy places the organism in Eukaryota, Fungi, Ascomycota, Eurotiomycetes, Chaetothyriales, Herpotrichiellaceae. Gene Ontology annotation, cellular component: plasma membrane. Gene Ontology annotation, biological process: transmembrane transport. The coding region runs from base 1 to 1446 and encodes 481 amino acids. The record is from RefSeq and is a predicted model, not a curated record. The transcript is spliced from 10 exons. Gene Ontology annotation, molecular function: transmembrane transporter activity.